This is a messenger RNA of Hordeum vulgare subsp. vulgare (domesticated barley), 719 nucleotides long. RefSeq lists its product as uncharacterized. The record is from RefSeq and is a predicted model, not a curated record. The coding region runs from base 136 to 618 and encodes 160 amino acids. The transcript has 2 exons. NCBI's taxonomy places the organism in Eukaryota, Viridiplantae, Streptophyta, Magnoliopsida, Poales, Poaceae.
UUCAUCAGUAUUUCAGUGGCACCGCACCAUACACCUGCUCCCGUCCAAACAUUUCCCCCAAAUCCCCUCGAACCCUAGCCGCCAUGUCCUCCCCUCGAACCCUAGCCACCCAUGCCUUCCCCUCGAGCGUAAGCAAUGGCCAAUCCAGACACCGGCCGCGCAACGCGAGCAGCGUCCCAAUCGAUCCAGCCACCGGUGGCGCGUCCCGUCGAGCGCGAGCAGCGGCCGAUCCAGCCACCGGUAGCGCGUCCCAUCGAGUGCGAGCAGCGGCCGAUCCAGACAUUGGCGGCGCAGCGCGAGCAGCGGGCCAUUGAUCCAACCACCGGUGGCGCAGUGCGAGCACGGGCCCGAUCGAUCCAGCCACCGGCGACGCGACGCGAGCAGCGGCCCAAUCGAUCCAGCCAUCGACAGGGCGGCGCGAGCAACGACUCGGUCGAUCCGGCCACUUGCGGGGCGGGGCGAGCAACAGACGGUCCAACCACCGAGGGGCGGCACAAGCAGAUCUUCCUGUUGUCCAUUGCGCCUGAGAAGAACGACGGGUCGACAGCCACAGGACCCUCCUGCCUCCUGCAGCUGCAAUUAUUUUACAGCGCGCCUUUCCUCGAGUGGCACACAUGACUGGCAUCUUGACGCAUAUGGCAAGCAAGGUCCAGCAGGAGGCAAACAACGGCGUUCUUCUUCGUCGUGGGAUCUAAGGUCCAGCAGGAGGCAAACAACGG